AUGGAUGCAGUACCACCGGGCGCUAGGGGAACUUUACCAGUGACGGUUAUUGGACCAAUAGUUUGUGAGCCUAACAUACAUAGAGUAGUUUCCAGGGGAUUGUUUAAUGGAGAAAACCCUAUACAUUUUCCUCUUACAAUUAUUAUAUUUCAAGUCAGUUUGCUCACACUUUUCUCCGCUAUCUUUCACGUCCUGUUUCGCCCCCUCCGUUUCCCUAAGUUUGCCUCCGACAUCAUGGGUGGAGUAUUUAUGGGGCCUUCUUUCCUUGCAUACAAUGAAGUAAUCAAUAAAGCAUUGUUCCUUCCCAAGAGUGUAAUGAACCUCGACGUAUACGAAAAUCUCGGGCUCCUCUUCCUCAACUUCCUUCUUGGAGUAAAAAUAGACGUAUCGGCCAUCCAGAAAUCGGGUCAUGUUGCCCUAGUUAUGGGUUUCCUCGCAUUCCUCUUUCCAUUUAUAACAAAUUAUAUAAUGGGAAUUUUUAAGAAUGAAAUUAAAUCUGUAGUUUUCGCUAACAAAUCUAGCUCAGACCAAGAGUCUAUGCAAUCGGUUGGUUUCCUUCAAAGUGUGAUAUUUUUCCAAGUUACUUACGAUAUUCUUAAAGAGUUGAAGCUUCUAAAUUCAGAAUUAGGACGACUUGCCAUCUCUUGCGCCAUGAUAAGCUCCAUUCUAAGUUGGGGCAAUGGGUUAAUCUUCAAAUUCUUGUGGCUAGCCAAAUCCGGCUUGAUGCAAGCGGUCUUAUGGACUAUUGUUUCGGGGAUUAUGCUUGUCAUAAUUAUUUGUUAUAUUUUUAGGCCAAUGAUGUUGUGGAUGAUAAAGGAGACUCCAGAAGGGACAUCGCCAAAAGAAUCUUAUAUUUGUGUUUUAAUUCUGAUGGUUUUAGGGACCGCUAUGUUUUGCCAAACGGCUGGACUUCCGGGGACAACCGGAGCUGCUCUCUUGGGAUUUGUGGUCCCGGCAGGAUCCACGCUGGCUCUUGCCUUGGUGGAGAAGUUAGAAGCAUUUGUCUUGGCGGUUCUUGUGCCAUCUUUUGUGGUCAAUAUCGGAAGAAAAGUUGAUAUUCAUCUGAUCACGAUGUGGGGUUUUUGGCAAGUUGAGCUUGCAUUCUUGGCUGGCAUGAUUGGAAAGGUCUUAGGUUGUAUUGUCCCAUCUUUUAUCUAUAAUGUACCUUUUGUUGAUGCACUUGUUGUUGGCCUUCUCUUGAGUUGUCAAGGCCUUUUGGACAUACAUUUCUUUAGCGCAUCUCUACAAUAUGGGAUAGCCACCCCGGAGUCUUUUUCUAUCAUUGUGUCCAUGUCCAUAGUUCACUUAGCAGUUGUAGUUCCUUGGGUGAGCCGGCUCUAUGACCCUUCUAGACGAUAUGUGACUUAUCGGAAACGAACAAUCCAACAUGCCAAAAGUAAGACCGAGUUACGCAUCCUCACGUGCAUCAUUCAAGAAGAAGAUGUCCUAUCAAUGAUCAAUGUUCUCGAAGCCUCGAAUGCUAGUAGAGAGAGCCAGAUAGGUGUCUAUGUCCUUGACCUAGUUGAUCUUGCUGGACGGGCCUUACCAAUGCUAAUUCCACAUCGAUUGAACCGAAUGCCAUCCAAUAAAUCCUCUAGGACCAAUAGGAUAAUACGGGCAUUCCACCAAUACGAGGUUCGAAACGAAGGUCUAGUAUCGGUCCAAUGCUUCACAUCCAUAGCUCCUUUCUCCACCAUCCACGAAGACAUAUGCUCAAUGGCCCUCGAGAAGAUCACAUCCCUUGUCAUCAUUCCAUUUCACGUCGAUGAUGGAAACGUAGCAAGGAAGAUGGUCGAAAACGUGGUAGAGAACUCCCCUUGCUCGGUUGGGAUUCUCGUGGACCGCGGUAAGCUAAAGGAAUCGAGGAGUACCGGUACUUCAUGGUUUAACUUAAAGAUAUGUGUGAUCUUCAUGGGAGGAUCUGACGAUCGCGAGGCACUAGCAUAUGGAACGAGGAUGGCCGAGCACCCAAACGUUUCCCUCACGGUUAUAAACAUAUUCGACGCCGAAAAUGUUAGCAUGGAUACGGUGGAGGCAAAACACGACAUGGCGGCCAUCCAUGAUUUUAAGUUGGCGACGAUACAAAAUAGUCGAGUGGUUUAUAAGGAAGAGGGGGUGGCUUCUGCCGAAGGGAUGACGAUAGCUUUGGGUCGGGUGGAGGGAUCGGGUGUAUUCGACCUGAUUAUGGUGGGGAGACGACAUGACGAUAGUUGUGCCUUGGUGAGUGGAUUGUUUGAGUGGUGCGAGAUGAAGGAGUUGGGGGUGGUGGGCGACAUGUUGUUAUCGCCGGAUUUUAAGAGCAAUGCAUCGGUUCUUGUGAUUCAACAACAAGCAUCUAUGGGGGAUCAAGAAGAGAAGCCUAAUAAUGAUAACGACAAUAGUGAAAGUUUAAAUGAAAGGAAUAUAAAGUCAAUUGAUAGCAAACAAGAUCAACAACAAUUCGCUAGUGGUGCUAUGAUUGGAAUAACUAGCCCAACCCAAAGAGAUAUUGAGAGUUGUACUAACAAUUCUUAA
Messenger RNA from Impatiens glandulifera, 2514 nucleotides. RefSeq names its product cation/H(+) antiporter 27-like. The transcript has 3 exons. NCBI's taxonomy places the organism in Eukaryota, Viridiplantae, Streptophyta, Magnoliopsida, Ericales, Balsaminaceae. The record is from RefSeq and is a predicted model, not a curated record. Bases 1 to 2514 code for a protein of 837 amino acids. Gene Ontology annotation, cellular component: membrane; endomembrane system. Gene Ontology annotation, biological process: regulation of pH; proton transmembrane transport. Gene Ontology annotation, molecular function: antiporter activity.